CGACUCAGAUUAAGUCUGAGGCCGGUAACAUCAACAGUGAGGACAGACCCAGCCUGCCUCUCUCCUUCCACACUGAGUCCAAACCUACAGUCACUGGGUCCUGAUUGUGACAGUGGAGCCCAGUUUGCACUGCAGGAUCCAGAGAUGGCAUCAGUGAAGCUGGAAGACUGCAGUCAAACACUGGAGCUGAAUGUCAUCAUUAAAGAUGAAGAAGAGGAGGAGAAGAUUGGAGACCACGUUGAGACAUUCUCUACAUCAAGAGAGAAACAGCAGGAAGAUGACAGAGCUAAGAGGUCUCACCACUGCCCACAUUGUGAGGAGAUUUUCCCAAUUCUAUCAAAGCUAAAAAUACACCUUAAAAUACACACAGGAGAUCAUCUGUAUCCCUGUACUGACUGUAGGAAGAGAUUCACGACAUCAAGGUCUCUGACAGUUCAUCAGAGAAUACACACAGGAGAGAAGCCUUACUUCUGCUCUGACUGUGAAAAGCGUUUCUCUCGACUGGGCGACUUAAAAAAACAUGAACGUAUACAUACUGGAGUGAAGCCUUACUCCUGCUCUGACUGUGGAAAGAGUUUCUCUCGACUGGGCCACUUAAAAACACAUGAACGUAUACAUACAGGAGAGAAGCCUUACUCCUGCUCUGACUGUGGAAAUAGUUUCUCUCGACUGGGCGACUUAAAAACACAUGAACGUAUACAUACUGGAGUGAAGCCUUACUCCUGCUCUGACUGUGGAAAGAGUUUCUCUCGACUGGACCACUUAAAAACACAUGAACGUAUACAUACAGGAGAGAAGCCUUACUCCUGCUCUGACUGUGGAAAGAGUUUCUCUCGACUGGGAAACCUAAAAACACAUGAACGUAUACAUACAGGAGUGAAGCCUUACUCCUGCUCUGAAUGUGGAAAGAGUUUCUCUCGACUGGGCGACUUAAAAACACAUGAAAGUACACAUACAGGAGUGAAUUCUUACUCCUGCUCUGACUGUGGAAAGAGGUUCUCUCGACUGGGCCACUUAAAAACACAUGAACGUAUACAUACAGGAGUGAAGCCUUACUCCUGCUCUAAAUGUGGAAAGAGUUUCUCUCGACUGGGCCACUUAAAAAGACAUGAACGUAUACAUACAGGAGAGAAGCCUUACUCCUGCUCUGAUUGUGGAAAAUGCUUCACAACAUCAACUGACCUAAAAGUUCAUCAGAGAACACACACAGGAGAGAAGCCUUACUCCUGCUGUGAUUGUGUAAAAUGUUUCAAAACAUCAACUGACCUAAAAGUUCAUCAGAGAACACACACAGGAGUGAAGCCUUACUCCUGCUCUGACUGUGGAAAGAGGUUCUCUCGAAUGGGCCAGUUAAAAAGACACCAAGGUACACAUAAAGGAGAGAAGCCUUACCACUGAUCUGACUGUAGAUUUUUUUAGCUGAGCUAAAAGGGUCAUCAGAGAACACGCACAGGAGAGAAGAAUGGGCCAGUUAAUGGGCCAGUUAAAAAGACACCAAGGUACACAUAAAGGAGAGAAGCCUUACCACUGAUCUGACUGUAGAUUUUUUUAGCUGAGCUAAAAGGGUCAUCAGAGAACACGCACAGGAGAGAAGCCUAACGUCUGCUCUUAAUGUAGCAAGAGUUUCUCCCGAUUGGGCAAUGUAAAAACAAACCAACAGAUACACACUUGAGAGAAGCCUUAUCAUUGCACUGACUGUGAGAAGAGAUUCUACAGAUUGGUGUCUUUUUAAAUGGCCCAAUGUAUACAUAAAGGAGAGAAGCCUCAUCAGUUCUCUCAGACCAGCUAAAAUUAGCCACUCCACUUAAUUAUCAUCUAAUAAAAUAAUUGGCAACGUUGAAUUGGAUCAAAUGAAGAAAGCGUAGAUCACUGUAUUGUAAUCCUAUAGUUUCUCACUGUGAGAGAACUGUGCAGAGGAAAUGGAGCAUUAUAGAAUGUUAUGAUUUCAGUGCUUUAUGACAUCAGAGUUAUAAAUAGCUUGUCAGUGUAAACCCUGUCAGUAUGUGUUUUGUUCGCUUCUACUGUAAAGAUAUUAACAUAGACAACAUACACUGAGUGUACAAAACAUUAGGAACACCUUUCUGAUGUUGAGUUUGUCCUCAGAACAGCCUCAAUUCGUAGGGGCAUAGACUGUCCAAGGUGUUGAGAGCAUUCCACAGGGAUUCUGGCCCAUGUUGACUCCAAUGCUUCCCACAAUUGUGUCAAGUUGGCUGGGAGUAGAUCUCUACUCCGAAUAGCUCCUUCCUUCUCCUCCCACAGAUGCACAAUUGGAUUGAGAUCUGGUGACUCGGCAGGACCAUUGCAGUAAACUGAAUUCACUGUCAUGUUCUUGGAACCAUUCCUGGACAAGCCUUGUGGCAUAAUCCUGCUGAAGAAAUCUAUUUGCAGCUGGAUACACUGCUGCCAUGAAGGAUGCACCAGAGCAAAAAACAAUUAACUUUGGUUGCAGGAAUGAAAACACUGGAAAAUUUGAAAAACAUUGCCUGGUCUGAUUAAUCCCGGUUCCUGCUCUUUCACGCUGAUGGAAGGACUAGGGUAUGGAGAAAACCACGAGUACAUGCAAGUACCUAACUGUCAUACUUGAGUAAAAGUAAUGAUACCUUAAUGGAAAAUGACUCAAUUAAAAGUGAAAGUCAGACGGUAAAAUACUACUUGAGUAAGAGUCUAAAAGUAUUUGGUUGUAAAUAUACUUUAGUAUCAAAAGUAAAAGUAUAAAUGAUUUAAAAUUCCUGAAAUUAAGCAAACCAGAAGGCACAAUUGUCUUGUUUUUUUUAUUUCUAUUACAGAUAGCCAGGGGCACACUCCAACACUCUGACAUCAUUUACAAAUGAAGCAUUUGUGUUUAGUGAGUCCGCCAGAUCAGAGGCAGUAGGGAUGACCAGGGAUGUUCUCUUGAUAAGUGUGUGGAUUAGACCAUUUUCUGUCCUGCUAAUCAUAAACAAUGUAAUGAGUACUUUUGGGUGUCAGGGAAAAUGUAUGGAGUAAAAUGUACAUAUUUUCUUUAGGAAUGUAGUGAAAUAAAUGUAAAAUUUGUGAAAAAUAUAAAUAGUAAAGUAUAGAUACCCCCCCCCAUAUCAUCGACUGCAUCCUUAUGUAAUACAUGUAUCACUAGCCACUUUAACUAUGCCACUUGGUUUACAUACUCAUCUCAUAUGUAUAUACUGUACUCGAUAUCAUCUACUGUAUCUUGCCUAUGCUGCUCUGUACCAUCACUCAUUCAUAUAUCCUUAUGUACAUAUUCUUUAUCCCCUUACACUGUGUAUAAGACAGUAGUUUUUUUUGGAAUUGUUAGUUAGAUUACUCGUUGGUUAUUACUGCAUUGUCGGAACUAGAAGCACAAGCAUUUCGCUACACUCGCAUUAACAUCUGCUAACCAUGUGUAUGUGACAAAUAAAUUUGAUUUGAUUUGAUUUGAUUUGAUUUUGAAAACACGUUAUUUGAGAAAAAAGUAUCUAAGUACUUUACACCACUGCAUGCAUCCAUGCCUCGUGUCAGCAUUGCAGGCUGGUGGUAUGAAGGUGUGGGGUGUGUUUUCAGGGAACACAUUGGGCCCCUUGAUAAACGAUGAAUGCCAACCACUUGCAUCCCUUCAUGGCAGCAGUGUCUGUCUUUUAAUACUAGAUUCAUUAUUUUAGUCAUUGAUGAUGAAUGUAUUUGAAUAGCUGUGUUGAAGAUAAUUGAUCUGGCGGCAGGUAGCCUAGCGGUUAAGAGUGUUGGGCCAGUAACUGAAAGGUCGCUGGUUUGAAUCCCGAGCCAACUAGGUGUAAAAUCUGUCAUUGUGCCCUUGAGCAAGGCAAUGAACCCUUAUUUGUCCUGUAAUUUGCUCUGGAUAAGAGCAUCUGCUAAAUGACAAGAUUGUAAUGAAAAAUGAUGUUUGCAUAUUAAUUUAUGCUGAGCAACCUAAAAAAUCUUAUAAUUAAAUGAAAUAAACUGUUUGAAAUGAAAUACUGUAUAUACAAUACACAACAUUACCACUUUGUUUACCCUGGCCAGAGGGACAGGACCAUAGUAAACUAGACUGUGUAACUGCUGCUGUUAGUAGCCUACAGUUUCCAUGCAAUUACAGCAUGUCAGAUCACUAAUGAUUAGGUGUAUAGACUGCUACAUUUAUGCAAGAGUUUUUGCUGGUGGCUAUCUGGAGUGAUGUGUUAUCAGCUUGUUAAAUAACUACCGGAGGAAAGUGGAGAGGCGUCUUGAGCUUUGUGCCCGGCCCGCCUUACAUGGUCAAGAGACGCAGAGAACCUGCAGCAGCACCCUGAUGUGAAGAACAGCCCUUUCAAAAAUGUAAGAUUGUAGUACAUUGAGAAAAACAAUACCAUGGUACUAUCAUGACACUGUAGUGACUAAAAAAAAUAGAUGAUAGUAGAUGUAUGUACUAUUAUGUUGUUAGUUUUGGUAUUUGCACCAGUAGCAUGUUUUUUUCCUGCAAUGGUAGUGACCAAAAAAACAUGUUUUCCAUUGUAUAAUAUGCAACCUGGAAUUAAAAUGUAAGAGGACCAGUGCUUCUACAGUGAAUCACAUUGUGCUGUUUGAGAGAGAUGUUGUUAGACUACAUUGUAUUGUUGUUUCCUCUUCUGGGUGCACUGGUGGGGAACAACAUUUCAAUUCACAGAGACAAUGAGUCCUUCUAGUUUAGCACGAUAUCCACACGUUUGAAUGAUCUGUAUUGUGAUGAUGGGGGAAAUUGAAUUGACAAUAUACAAUGUGGGUUGGUAACUAGGUUUGUCCUCUAGUCAAUUUGUUGCU
This is a messenger RNA of Oncorhynchus kisutch (coho salmon), 4746 nucleotides long. Its product is annotated as zinc finger protein OZF-like. The record is from RefSeq and is a predicted model, not a curated record. The coding region runs from base 145 to 1398 and encodes 417 amino acids. NCBI's taxonomy places the organism in Eukaryota, Metazoa, Chordata, Actinopteri, Salmoniformes, Salmonidae. Gene Ontology annotation, molecular function: DNA-binding transcription factor activity, RNA polymerase II-specific; RNA polymerase II cis-regulatory region sequence-specific DNA binding. Gene Ontology annotation, biological process: regulation of DNA-templated transcription. The transcript has 2 exons.